This is a messenger RNA of Naegleria fowleri, 2409 nucleotides long. RefSeq lists its product as uncharacterized. The transcript has 2 exons. NCBI's taxonomy places the organism in Eukaryota, Heterolobosea, Eutetramitea, Acrasida, Naegleriidae. Gene Ontology annotation, biological process: activation of GTPase activity. Gene Ontology annotation, molecular function: GTPase activator activity. The coding region runs from base 1 to 2409 and encodes 802 amino acids. The record is from RefSeq and is a predicted model, not a curated record.
AUGGCAAAUAGAACCACACCGUCCACCCCUGUCGUGUCCCAACCAACGACUACUUCUUCACUCCCAUCUUCCUCAUCAUCCACAAACUACAUCAUUGACCAUGAGUCAUCGGAAGAUGAAGCAGAUGAAAUAUAUCAGGGCUCUUCCGAUCUAGUGGUGGCUGAAGAUGAUCGAGAAUUGGGAUCCUCUUUUUAUAUCAAGGGAGACACUCCACCUCUGCAAGAAUUGCUCUCUUCCGAUAAUUUGGCAUCCACAAAAUAUACAAUUCUAGUCAGAAGAGAUGACGUUUAUAUUCAUACAAAAGUACCAACGAAUUCUCUCAAUUCAAAUAAUACCAAAAAACCAUCACCCGAUAUAAUCGAUCACAUUCCGGGUGUCAUGUUUUUAAUCAAAGACGUUGCACAAAAACAAAAUCUUGCAACAAACACCCGUGCGAGUACUGCUAAUGUCAAGCAACUUGUCUCUGAAAAUAACAACAACAUAUUGAUCGGAUCACAAACGACACUCAAAUCAUGCUACUAUCUUGUGUGGUGCCCCUAUUCAACACUUUGUACUUUUAAUCCCGAUUUAGUGUUACAUGAAAAAUCAAACGGUGUGAUUGUUACACCAGAAAAAUACAAGAAUAGACUGCCUCAAAAUAACACUUUGAGCAAUGCAAGACCUGGCAGUAAUAGUAGUAUUAUCGAUUUGAGCCAAAUGAAUUCCAUGAGUGGCAUCACUCCAUUGAACUAUCCGAGAAAUGAAGCAGCGUAUGCUCUCACUAUGAGAACGAUUGAUAUUUCACAUUUCAAAAAACAAGAUCCAACUAUUGGCCAACAUUAUUUGGUCAUUAGUAUGAGAGAUGAAACAACCUAUCCACCAUUGUUUUUCCAUGAUGGAGGGCUAGCUCAAUUCAUUGCAGAGUUCAAUCAACAUGUUUCUCUCAAGAAGAGCAAAUCUGACCCAAAUAUUUAUUUCAUUUCGGCAGAUACAUCCGAACCACUCGCCAAGAGUUUGAAUCAAUUUGAUUUUGAUGUUUACUUUGAAGAUGUGUACAACAAGGAAAAAGACAAGACAUGGCAAAUUUUAGAGUGGGGUGCCAAAAUCACUAAGGGAGCUCGAGAAAUUACGAACGCUCUUUUCAACACUGGAGCAAAUAGUGAUCUAGAGCUACCUCCGCCACCAAAAAAUCCAAGUCCAAAUUUAGCCAUGGAUAUUUUACAAGCCAAAAAGAGACUUGCAGAGGAGAAGAAGAAAGCUCCUCCUCCUGUUGUUAUCGAAAAUUUAACUGCCUCUGUAUGCGAAAAUUACUUAGACUCUACUGAUGAUAUUACCAAGGUGGAAUUUCAACCUGUCACAACCACAACGAGUACAUCAGCAACAAGCACUCCAGAAGGUGGUGACUCUGGAACAACCACAACUGCUACUACAUCAAGACCUGUAUUUGAAGAUAAUUUUUUCAUACCUAGAGCGGACCCUCCUCUCACACGAAAUGAAUGGCUUACAUUCUUUGAUGAAGAAGGAAGAAUACUCAACUUUGAAUUCCUGAAAGAACGAGUUUUUUAUGGAGGUGUUGAAAAUGAUAUUCGAAAUGAAGUUUGGAAAUAUUUAUUGGGAUACUAUCCUCAUAAUUCAACCUAUGCUGAACGAGAAAUUUUAAUUCAAGAAAAGAAAAAGGAAUAUGAGGCUCUCAAAGUGCAAUGGAAGAGUAUUUCACCCAAGCAAGAAAGUCGAUUUUUCUUGUACAGAGACCGAAAGUCGAGAAUUGAAAAAGAUGUUAUUAGAACCGAUAGAACACAUCCCAUGUAUGCUGAUGAAAAUUCGGAAUGGCUAGUGAAACUUAAUGACAUACUUUUAACGUAUACUUUUUAUAACUUUGAUUUGAGCUAUGUUCAGGGAAUGGGAGACUAUGCUAGUAUUAUGCUAGAAAUAAUGAAAGAUGAGAUAGAUACAUUUUGGUGUUUUGCGUGCUUGAUGGAGUCAAGACAAGCCAAUUUUGAACUCAAUUCUGCGGGAAUGGAACAUCAACUUGCAUCAUUAGCAUCUCUCAUCAAAUUCCUAGACCAUGAAUUUUACAACUAUUUAGCAUCUGUGGAUUCACUCAAUCUCUAUUUUUGCUUUAGGUGGGUCUUGGUAGAAUUAAAACGAGAAUUCAGUUUUGAAGAGACGAAAGAUUUAUGGGAAAAGUUUUGGACACAAUACUAUGGAAAUAAUUUUCAUUUGUUUGUGUGCUACGCCAUGCUUCAGCGAAUUAGAAAUGAGGUAAUUGCCGAAAAGUAUCGAUUCGAUGAUAUUUUAAGGUCGUGUAUUGAUCUCUCUGGUCAUUUAAACCUUACGGAAAUACUUCAAGAAGCUGAAAAGACGUACCUGCACUACAAGAUGCAAUUACAACACGAACAAGACAUUUCAGAAAGAAGUUUGUUAUUGUAA